Molecule: messenger RNA, 2063 nt
Organism: Drosophila montana
Lineage: Eukaryota; Metazoa; Arthropoda; Insecta; Diptera; Drosophilidae
Gene: RanGAP
Product: Ran GTPase activating protein
Exons: 5
Coding region: 103-1947 (614 amino acids)
Biological process (GO): nucleocytoplasmic transport; activation of GTPase activity; signal transduction
Cellular component (GO): nucleus; cytosol; perinuclear region of cytoplasm
Molecular function (GO): small GTPase binding; GTPase activator activity
Source: RefSeq, a predicted model, not a curated record
AUUUCGCAAGCGGCUUGCAAAAAAAAAAAAACUAAAAAAGUACAGUGUUAGCAGAAAAUAUAUUAAAUAAAAAAUAAAAAAAAUCAAAUCUAACAAGCACACAUGUCGAGCACAACCAUGUCUACCUUCAGUUUCGCAAGUAUGGUAGCGGAGCUUAACGAGGAGCAAGGCAUUUCGUUCCAAGACAAAGCCGAAACCUGGGACAAUGCCGCGGAUGUCAAAGCUGUUGUUGAGGCUCUCAACAGCAAGCCUACAGUGCAUUUUCUCAAUCUUGAUGGCAAUACGCUGGGCGUGGAGGCAGCACAGGCCAUUAGCGAGGCACUGAAAACACAUCCAGAAUUUCGAAAAGCAUUGUGGAAGAAUCUAUUUACGCGACGUCUCAAGUCGGAAAUUCCUCUGGCACUGAAGCAUCUUGGUGCUGGUUUGAUUGCAGCUGGCGCCAAGUUGACGGUGCUCGACCUCAGCGAUAAUGCGCUGGGGCCCAAUGGCAUGACUGGCCUGGAGGAGUUUUUGCGCUCACCCGUCUGCUACUCGCUGCAGGAGCUGUAUCUGAACAACUGCGGGCUUGGACCGGAGGGCGGACGUAUGCUGUCCGUGGCACUGAUCGAUCUACACAAGAAUGCCAAGGCGGCGGGCACACCGCUGCAGUUGCGUAUCUUUGUCGCCGGCCGCAAUCGCUUAGAAAAUGCUGGCGCCAAGGCAAUAUCGAGGACAUUCAAAGUACUGCAAACCCUUGAGGAGAUUACCAUGCCGCAGAAUUCCAUUUAUCACGUGGGCGUCGCCGAUCUCGCCAGCAGCUUCAAAAAGAAUCCACACUUGCGCGUCCUCAACAUGAAUGACAAUACGCUCAACGUCCGGGGUGCCGCCAAAAUAGCCGAAGUUUUCGAGCAUACGCCGCUUUUGCGGGAAAUUAAUUUUGGCGACUGUUUGCUGAAGACUGAUGGCGCCUAUCAUUUUGCCGAGGCUUUGGAGCAGAACCAUGAGCAUCUGGAGGUAUUGGAUUUGGGCUUUAAUGAGAUCAACUACGAUGGCGGCCUUGUGCUGGUGACAGCAGUGCAAAAUAAGCCCAAGCUAAGGAUAUUCAAUUUGGAUGGCAAUUGCUUUGGCCAAGCUGGGAGCGCACAAAUCGUUGCCGAAAUGGCCAAAGGCAAGAAUCCCGCCGCAUUGCAGUCUAUGGACGAGGUCGUAUCUGAGGAGGAGGGUGAGGAUAGCGGUUCCAAAAAUGAUGGCGAUGACAAUGAGACGCCCGAGAAUAGCGAGGACGAGUAUAACGAUUACUUGGAGGAAGAGGACCAAGAGGAUGAUGGUGAAUACGAUCCAAAUGACACCACCGAAGAGGUGGACGAAGAUGAUGAAGAGGACUAUGCCAACGAAAAUCUCGCCGAGGAGACCGCCUACGUGACCAGCAAUGCCUUUUCCACCAAGCUUUUUAACGACACCAUCAACUCUAACAAGACCAGCAACACUUCUGACAUUAAUAAAAAUGGCAACAAGACGGUAAUCAACGUCAGCUGCACCCCGGCGGAGUUUUGUCUGAGCCAAACGCCGUGCACGCUGCAGCAAUUUGAUUCCCUAGAAGCGACAAACAAGCUGCAGGCGCUGCAGAACAUAAUUAAUCAAUUUAGCGAUGACAACCACUUGCUGCUGCUCAUCUUUACGACGCUCAAGUGUGCGCAUCUUUCCCAGACAUCCCAGGCGGCUCUGGAGCUGGCCGUUUCACUCUACCAGGCGACCUUUGACUAUGCCAUCAAAACGGAGCAGGAGUCGCGCGUGCUGGACUACUAUCUCAAGCAGCUGGGCCUGUUGCGCAGCGAAGAGCACUUCAAGAGCGACUACAAUGUCAAGAACUGUCGCUAUGCUCUCCGUGAGGCAAUCAAAAGGGAAACGUUUGCCAAUGAUAAUAUUAAAAAUACAUUUAAAAUAUUUCUCGAUCAACUCGAUGUUUAGAGUGUGCCAUUAAAAACCAUUAAUAAAGGAUUUAUCGGGUCCGACAAGCACGAAAAGCUACAAGAACUAUAAUAACUAUUUUAAUAAAUAAGUUUAUAUAACAAAUUCCAAAGUAA